UGAGGAAGAAGAGGGAGGACCACAGUUGAGCUCAACUCGGAUCUCAGGUCCCACUUUGCUACAGCAGGAAUUCUGGGGGAGACGGCACAUGGACCGUCCGGAAACCAAGACAUGAAAGGGGUGGAGACUAUCUUCUGUCACCUUUUCCAUUACGAAGAUAUUCUACCGAAGAAAACUCAUUCUCGCAAUUGGAUAAAGCAUUCAGAAUUGGAUUAUCAUAAUUGUAUUUCUACAGUGGCCAGUGUGCACGGUGUAUUUGAAACCGUCACAGACACGUUUUUACAUUUUACCGCUGCCGAGUGUAUUUUCAAUUACGCGUUUACAAAUCCCUGCCUCCGGUCACAUGAUUGGUCGAACGCAUUGAGGUAAAGAUUGUGAAACGCCCCUUUCACAUAGAUUGCAGCUACAUUUCAUCCAAAUUCUGAUUUGUGAGAAUAGAGUUUGCUAUAGUGCGCACCAGUGAGUGUCGAGACUUGGAACUGAGCGGGUUGCUGGUCAGUGUCUUCAACUGGGAGGACCUCUUAGAUCAACCUACAAUGUUUUGGACAUUGCUGAGCCGAAGUGUUCUAAUCUGUGGAUUGGUAACAUCUCAUUCCCUGACCACGCCCACGGUCCCCACGACCAUCUCCAAAGAAGGACCUUGUCGUAUUUACAACUCUGGCCGUUCUGCAGACUGCCUGGGAAGACAGCUCGACCGCAUUCCCUGGAGACAAUUUCCCUCCACACUGGAGAAGGUGGAUCUCUCCUACAACAAACUUCAGGCUGUCUAUGCUGAAGACUUCCAGAAUCUCCCCCAUCUUCAGGUCCUUCAGCUGCAGUUCAAUAACCUUUCCCACAUUGAUGAAGAUGCCUUCAAGCACAACCCCAUCCUGGAGUCUCUAAAUAUAUUCAACAACUCCCUGCGUGAGAUCCCUGCCUCAGCUCUGAUUUCGCUUAUGAAUCUCAAAAAACUCGACAUGUCUAAUAACCUCUACAAACGUGCCACCUUAGUGGAAGGCUUCUCCAAACUGGUCAAACUCAAAGUCCUUUCCAUGGGAGGACCCCUGGUCAUGGGACUCAAAAAGGGGGACUUUCAGCCAUUGAAAAACAUUAAAUUACAAGGCUUUGCUAUCAAGUGCACUUCCAAUUUGAGCUUCUAUGAACUUGGUAGUUUAGAGGUGAUCCAGACACAGCAGAUGGGAUUUGAUAUGGCAAUUGACCAAAGACCUCAGGCUCUCCCUUUAAUGCUGAGUGAUAUUGCAAACAAGACCUUCACUGCCAUUCAGUUCCGCAACCUAUUUGGGUUCAUGUACUUCUCGGGCAAGGAAGACAUUUUCUUCAAUUUAAGGUACGUUAAGGCCUACCAGCUCAUCUUUCAUCGUGGAAAGUUCAACGAGAAUCUUCUACGGAUGGCCUUAAGGAACAUACAGGAGGCCAACAUUGUUAAGAGACUGAGGCUUCAGUACAUCGACUUUGCUCGUUCACCUACGUUUGAAGACAGCGGUGGAGGAUCCAGCAUAACAAACCUUAAAUUGGAUGGAUUGGAUCUGUGGUACAUCAGUAAUCCUGAUGUGCUGCGAUUUGACUGGCGCUUCACUUGGUUCAACAAGGUAAAGCAGCUGUCCCUCCAGUAUGUGUACUUCAACUCGGUGCCGUGUGAUGCCUGGGCAGAGAUGGGGAGUGCGGAGACGCUGGACGUUUCCAACAACCGUCUGCAGGACUCUGUGCUCUACAACAAGAGGUGCGACUACACGGGUAGUGUGCCCCAUGUUCGCAUCUUCAACGUGAGCACCAACAGCCUUGUCAGCCUGAAGGAGAUGUCAUACUUGACUCAGGAGUUUAAGCGACUAGAGGUUCUUGAUCUGAGCCACAACAUGCUGGGUUCCUUUGAGGGAAGCAGGGAUUGCGUGUGGAAGCCAAACAUCACCAGACUGAUCGCUCACCACAACCAGUUUGUGAGUGAGGCCCUGCAGUGUCUGCCCACCACCAUGCAGUUCCUUGACCUGUCCAACUGCGGCCUGGGCCAGCUGGACAUGACCUUCUUCAACCGAACCACCCAGCUCAUUGAACUGCUACUCAGUGGCAAUAAAAUCAAGUUCAUCCCUCCGCACUGGCGGAGCGCCUACCUGCGUUCACUUACUCUGGACGGCAACUCGUUUGGGGUCAUCAGCGUGGAAUCCUUCCGGGAGAUGCCUCUACUGUCUCAACUCAGUGCCGGCAAUAACCCCUACCAUUGCACAUGCGAGCUCCAUGCCUUCAUCCAGCAGACCCAGUCUCAGGGGAAAGUGACCCUCACGGAGUGGCCUGAGAACUACAAGUGUUAUCACCCGGAGCCCUUCCUGAACACUAUCAUAGCCAAUUACCUCCCUGCACACGUGGCCUGUGACAUACGGCUGGUGGUGGUCAUCUCGGUUGCCGUGACGGCCGCCGUGGUGAUGAUACUGAUGCUGAUUUGCUACAUUUUCAAUAUUCCAUGGUAUGCAAAGGCCACCUACCAAAUUGUCAGGGCGAAAUACAGAGCCCACAAGGAGAGGGCGGCCGGGGAGGGGGAGGUCUUUGUGUACCACGCCUUCAUAUCCUACUGUCACUCAGACGGAGACUGGGUCAGGGAUCAGCUCCUGCCCUGCCUGGAGAACAACAGGGACCCGUACCGUCUGUGUAUUCACGAGAGGGACUUCAUGCCUGGAAAGUGGAUCAUCGACAACAUCAUCGACAACAUUGAAAACAGCCGAAAGGUGAUUUUUGUACUCUCCCGGCACUUUGUGAACAGUGAGUGGUGCAACUACGAGCUCUACUUCGCCCAGCAGAGAGCCAUGGGCAAGACGUUCAGCGACGUCAUCCUGGUGGUGAUGGAGCCCAUCGACCCCCACUCCCUGCCCAGCAAGUACUGCAAGCUGAAGAAGAUGCUGAGCACCAAAACCUACCUGGAGUGGCCGCAGCAGCCUAAGCACCAGCCCUUCUUCUGGGCACAGCUGAAGAGCGUGCUGGGCAAGCCAUCUCUGACCAGAGGCAGAGCUGGCAGUACAAGGAGCAGGGCGGACUCAGAGGGUAGGGUGUCCAUGAUAGAGCCCCCCAUGGAGGUGGACCAGCCAGAUCACGGGGUAAAUAAAGCAGAGCUCCACGGAGAGGAAAUUGAAACUUAUAAAGAACUAUUCCUCAAGCCCAUCCCGAUAGCAACGCAAGACAACGCUAUCUACACGAUGACUUCCCAACUGGAGAGCGCCAUGGAAGGCCUGAUCAAAGUGUUCCACUCCUACUCGUCCAAGGAGGGAGACAAGUACAAACUGAGCAAAGCUGAGAUGAAGAGCCUUCUCCAGGGGGAACUCUCUGAGUUUUUGGCUGGAAGUAGCGAUCCGCUGGUGGUGGAGAAGAUCAUGCGGGACCUGGAUGAGAACCAGGACGGGGAGGUGGACUUCCAGGAGUUUGUGGUUCUAGUAGCGGCGCUGACCGUAGCCUGCAAUGAGUUCUUCAUACAGAGCCAACUGAAGUAAUCCCCCCAUCGCCCCCCACCCUAUGCUCCUCCAUAGAAUCUGCAAUCCAGAUCGAUUUUGGUAAUUUACGAAACAAAACAUUUCUGCCAAAAUCGAUAGUAUGUCCACCUCAGUAUUGGGGUGUUGUAACUGGCAUAAGAUGACUUUAAUUUUGUUGUACCACUGUUUUGGAGAGGUUAGCUGACUACCUAAGCUCUUUUUGUUCAUCUUUGUCAAUAAAGAUGUCCUGUUCUGCACACAAAUAAAUAAACUAUAUUCUACAAUUAAUAAUGCUUACACUUUUUUUCCUAAACU
Molecule: messenger RNA, 3764 nt
Organism: Gadus chalcogrammus (walleye pollock)
Lineage: Eukaryota; Metazoa; Chordata; Actinopteri; Gadiformes; Gadidae
Gene: tlr18
Product: toll-like receptor 18
Exons: 7
Coding region: 537-3470 (977 amino acids)
Biological process (GO): immune response; inflammatory response; regulation of heart contraction
Cellular component (GO): membrane
Molecular function (GO): calcium ion binding; transmembrane signaling receptor activity; protein binding
Source: RefSeq, a predicted model, not a curated record